Messenger RNA from Elaeis guineensis (African oil palm), 1851 nucleotides. Lineage: Eukaryota; Viridiplantae; Streptophyta; Magnoliopsida; Arecales; Arecaceae. The record is from RefSeq and is a predicted model, not a curated record.
AAACCACCAACUACUAUUCUCCACCUCUUUCUCUCUCUCUCUCUCUCUGCGAUCUGCCUCUCUUGGAAUUCUCAUCACCUGUCAAACACCGUUGUCUUUUCUUUUCGUGUUUUCUGAUUCCUGGUAAAUAAUCUGUCGGGCGCGCGCUCGAUGAGACCCACCUGGCCGGGCUUCUAGAUGAGCUGCUGUCCGCCGCCCGACCGAUGGACAGCUCUCCGACCUACGACGGCCUGCCGCCGGUCGCGUCCUCCUCCUCCUCCUCCUCCUCCGCCGCGCUCUUCGCUAACAACCUCAAGGGCCUCCUCCUCGCCGUCGCCUCCAGCGCCUUCAUCGGCGCCAGCUUUAUCUUCAAGAAGAAGGGCCUCAAGCGCGCCGGUGCCUCCGGCGCACGCGCCGGCGUAGGUGGGUACGGAUAUCUUCUGGAGCCGCUCUGGUGGAUUGGAAUGAUCACAAUGAUUGUCGGAGAAAUCUCCAAUUUUGUGGCUUAUAUGUUUGCCCCCGCGGUUCUGGUGACGCCGUUGGGGGCUUUGAGCAUCAUAGUCAGUGCUGUUUUGGCUCAUUUCUUUCUGAAAGAGAAGCUUCAGAGGAUGGGUGUGUUAGGCUGUGUGCUUUGUAUUGUGGGAUCCACGGUGAUUGUGCUUCAUGCCCCUGAGGAGAAGACCCCGAGCUCGGUUGAGCAGAUUUGGAAUUUGGCAACCCAGCCAGGUAUAAACUUUUUGAUCAUUGUCGUUAGGGUGUUCCUUGUCCUGUUGCUGCCUCUUGUCUUUGAUGAUAAAUGGUUGGGAAUUAUUUUUGUGCUUCGUCCAGCCUUUCUUUUUUAUGCAGCAUCGGCAGUGGCAGUAUCACUCGUUCUGAUGUUGCAUUGCUCUCCACGGUAUGGGCAGACAAACAUAAUGGUGUACUUGGGCAUCUGUUCAGCAAUUGGAUCUUUGACGGUGAUGAGUAUUAAAGCCAUAGGAAUUGCCAUUAAACUUACUGUUGAAGGCAUCAACCAGGCUGGUUAUUUUCAGACAUGGGUGUUUGCUAUGGUUGCAAUCACCUGCAUUAUUAUUCAGUUAAUUUAUUUGAACAAGGCGUUGGAUACUUUUAACACUGCUGUAGUUUCACCCAUCUACUAUGCCAUGUUCACAACUCUCACAAUAUUUGCGAGUGCCAUUAUGUUCAAGGAUUGGUCUGGACAGAGUGCAAGCAAUAUCGCAUCAGAGAUUUGUGGGAUAAUUACAGUGCUUUCUGGAACAACAGUAUUACAUUCUACAAGAGAGCCAGAUCCACCUUCCUCUGCAGAUUUGUAUACACCACUUUCACCUAAAAUAUUGUGGCAUAUCCAAGGCAAUGGAGAACUAGGAAAGCACAAGAAUGAUGAUUUGUUAUCUGCUGAAUUCAUCACUGUGGUGCGACAAGACUACUUCACCUAGAAUGCCUAGGAUGGUAGGUUGCUGCUAUAUGUUGAACUCGUUGCUGCUGUGCCACAGAGGUUUCCCUUUGAGGCCCUUGCUCAUCAGUCUUGUGAAAACCUGCCUCAACCCUCAUUGGCUCAAAGUGGUGUGUAGAAAGUUUUGUAGGCUAUAAAAGUGCUUAGUGAUUGAAGAAGUUAAUUGGAUUGUUCGUUUCUUGUAGCCUUCUUUGCUUGCAUCACUGCCACAUGUAGUUGCAUGUGCCUUUGUUUCUGUCAGUCUCUUGGCAUCGGUACGUCCUAGCCACGUAUACCUUUGUCAGUCUGCCACCUGAUUGGUAGAGCCGGGGUUGUAUUAGUUGGUUUAACCUAGGUAUAAGCUAAUGCAGAAAAUGAUCUUGAUUGUAAUUUUGUUUGGAUAAUUUAAUGUACAAGUUAUUGUACAGUUUGGUAUUUUU